Mercurialis annua (annual mercury) is the source of this 3605-nucleotide messenger RNA. RefSeq names its product kinesin-like protein KIN-5D. The coding region runs from base 198 to 3359 and encodes 1053 amino acids. The transcript is spliced from 23 exons. Gene Ontology annotation, molecular function: microtubule binding; plus-end-directed microtubule motor activity; ATP binding. The record is from RefSeq and is a predicted model, not a curated record. Gene Ontology annotation, biological process: microtubule-based movement. NCBI's taxonomy places the organism in Eukaryota, Viridiplantae, Streptophyta, Magnoliopsida, Malpighiales, Euphorbiaceae.
UCUCUCAUUUUAAACUUACAAUUCACACUCUCUCUAAUCUCUCUCUACCUCUGAUAUCAAAAUUCAUUUCGUUUAUUAUUAGAAAAUUAUAAAUUUUUUUAAAAAAAUCUUAAAAUUUCACUUGAUUUCUCUACCAUCCAUUGUUGCAGACAAUCAAUAAAUAAUUUAUAAAGAGAGAGGUUAAAACUAUUAAGAGGAUGGAUUCACAAAGAAGAGGAGGUGGAUUGGUGUCACUUUCGCCCUCUCAAACGCCGCGUUCGAGCGAUAAAGCGGCAAGAUCUGGAGCUGAUUUUAGCUCUUCGACGUCGUCUUCUUCUAAUAGUAAGCAUGAUAAGGAUAAAGGUGUCAAUGUUCAAGUCAUUGUGCGUUGCAGGCCGUUGAGUGAUGAUGAGAUGAGAGUGCAUACUCCAGUGGUGAUUACUUGUCAUGAGGGUAGAAGGGAAGUUGCUGCUGUUCAGAAUAUCGCUAACAAGCAGAUUGAUCGAACUUUUUUGUUUGAUAAGGUUUUUGGCCCAACGUCCCAACAAAAGGAUUUGUAUGACAUGGCGGUGGCGCCAAUUGUGUUUGAAGUGUUAGAAGGUUAUAACUGCACCAUAUUUGCCUAUGGUCAGACAGGAACAGGAAAGACAUACACAAUGGAAGGAGGAGGCAGGAAAAAGAAUGGGGAAUUUCCAAGCGAUGCUGGUGUCAUUCCAAGAGCAGUUAAACAAAUUUUUGACAUUCUUGAAGCUCAGAAUGCUGAGUAUAGCAUGAAAGUUACAUUUUUAGAGCUAUACAAUGAAGAAAUUUCAGAUCUUUUGGCGCUGGAAGAAACUACAAAAUUUGUUGAUGAUAAAUCUAAGAAACCAAUAGCUCUUAUGGAAGAUGGAAAAGGGGGUGUUUUUGUUAGAGGCUUGGAAGAAGAGAUAGUAUGUACUGCAAAUGAAAUUUAUAAAAUCUUGGAGAAGGGUUCUGCAAAGAGGCGCACAGCGGAGACUUUACUUAACAAGCAAAGUAGUCGUUCUCACUCAAUAUUUUCUAUCACUAUUCACACUAAAGAAUGUACUCCAGAGGGGGAGGAGAUGAUCAAGUGUGGAAAGCUGAACCUUGUUGACCUUGCUGGUUCAGAGAAUAUUUCACGUUCUGGUGCACGAGAGGGCAGAGCAAGAGAGGCAGGAGAGAUCAAUAAGAGUUUGCUUACACUCGGCCGUGUGAUUAAUGCACUCGUUGAACAUUCUGGUCAUGUUCCAUACAGGGAUAGCAAAUUAACAAGGUUACUAAGGGAUUCAUUGGGAGGGAAAACAAAGACUUGUAUAAUUGCCACUAUAUCACCAUCUAUUCAUUGCCUGGAAGAAACUCUUAGCACUCUAGACUAUGCACAUCGUGCCAAGAAUAUCAAGAACAAACCAGAGAUUAAUCAGAAGAUGAUGAAAUCUGCAAUGAUCAAGGAUCUGUACACUGAAAUUGACAGGCUAAAGCAAGAGGUGUAUGCUGCGAGAGAGAAAAAUGGAAUCUAUAUACCGCGAGAUCGUUAUCUGCAAGAAGAGGCAGAAAAAAAGGCAAUGGCUGAGAAAAUAGAGCGCAUGGAACUUGACUCAGAAUCUAAAGACAAGCAAACAAUGGAGCUUCAGGAGCUUUACAAUUCCCAACUACUUUUGACUGCAGAACUAAGUGAGAAACUCGAAAAAACUGAGAACAAGCUAGAGGAAACUGAAAAUUCCUUGUUUGAUCUCGAAGAAAAACACCGACAGGCAAAUGCAACAAUAAAAGAGAAGGAGUUUUUGAUAUCUAAUCUCCUCAAAUCCGAGAAAACUCUUGUUGAACGUGCUUUUGAACUUCGAGAAGAACUUGAAAAUGCUGCAUCAGAUAUUUCCAAUUUAUUUGCCAAAAUUGAGCGGAAAGACAAAAUUGAAGAUGGAAAUAGAGUACUUAUCCAGAAAUUUCAGUCCCAAUUGACCCAACAGCUUGAUACCCUGCACAAGACCGUGGCAAUUUCUGUAACUCAGCAGGAGAAGCAACUCAAAGAUAUGGAGGAAGACAUGCAGACUUUUGUAUCAACAAAGGCUGAGGCUACUGAAGAACUUCGAGGAAGGGUUGGAAAGCUGAAAACCAUGUAUGGAUCUGGUAUCCAAGCUCUGGAUGAAAUGGCUAAGAAACUUGAGGGAAACUCUCGGUUAACUUUUGACAAUCUAAAUUCUGAAGUUUCCAAGCAUUCGCAUGCUCUUGAGGGUCUUUUCCAAGGAAUUGCUACGGAAGCUGAUACAUUACUAAAUGAUCUCCAAAGCAGUCUACAUAUUCAAGAGGACAAGCUGACUGCGUUUGCAAAGCAGCAGCGUGAGGCACAUUCUAGAGGAGUUGAAAGUGCACGAUCAGUUUCUAAGAUAACGGUAAACUUCUUCAAGACUCUAGACUCGCAUGCCUCCAACCUAUCCGAAAUCGUGGAAGAAGCCCAAAUAGUCAACAAUCAGAAAUUGUCUGAUCUCGAAAAGAAAUUUGAGGACUGUGCUGCUAAUGAAGAAAGGCAAUUGCUGGCAAAAGUUGCAGAGUUGCUUGCAAGUUCCAAUGACAGAAAGAAGAAACUGGUUCAAAUGGCAUUGCAUGACAUGCGGGAGAGCGCAAAUAGCAGAACUAGUAAGAUACAGCAAGAAAUGGCUACCAUGCAGGAUUCCUCAUCUUCUAUUAAGGCCGAAUGGAAUAACCAUAUGGAGAAAACAGAAACUAAUCAUCUCGAGGACACGAAUGCAGUGGACAAUGGAAAGAAAGAUCUGGAGGAUGUUCUCCAUAAAUGUUUGAACAAGGCAAGAAUGGGAGCACAACAGUGGAGGGAUGCUCAAGAAGCCUUGCUCAACCUAGAAAAAAGCAAUGUUUCUUCUGUGAAUUCCAUUGUUAGUGGAGGAAUGGAAGCCAAUCAAGCCCUACAAUCACGUUUUUCAUCAGCUGUAUCGACUGCUAUUGAAGAUGUGGAUGCUGGAAACACAAACUUACUCUCGUGCAUUGAUCAUUCGUUACAACUUGACCAUGAUGCUUGCGGAAAUCUUAAUUCCAUGAUUGUUCCUUGUUGUGAAGACUUGAGGGAAUUAAAGGGUGGCCACUAUCACAAGAUUGUAGAAGUUACAGACAAUGCUGGGAAAUGCCUUCAGGAUGAAUAUGCGGUGGAUGAACCAUCUUGUUCAACACCAAGAAAGAGAUCCUUCAACCUACCGAGUAUUGCGUCAAUCGAGGAACUCAGAACUCCUGCUUUCGAAGAACUAUUAAAAUCAUUCUGGGAUACGAAAUCCGCCAAGCAAGCAAAUGGAGACAUUAAACAACAUAUUGCUGCAGUCUAUGAGGCCGCGCAGUCCUUGAAAGACUCCAGAGUACCUCUCACCGCUAUUAACUAAGAGAAAAAAAAAAGUUAAAAUCGGCAGAUAGAGUAUAGUGGUAAGAAAAAGAGGUUUGUGUACAGAAAAAAAAGGGUUUGGUAUUAUGAACUACGUCUCUUCUUAUUCAUUAAUUGAUUGCUUAAAUAUGAUAGAUUCUUUUUUAUUUUUUGUUCACUGGGUAGGAUUAUUUAGAAAGGUAUUGUUUGAAAAAAUAUGAACAUUUACACGAGUUUAUUAAAUAUAGUGUGUUGUUUCGGAGAUCAA